AGCAAAACAUAACAAAGAAUCAGUCAGUCACAAAUACUGUUUGUGGACAGACGUUUACGGUACUCGCUACAAAGAUAUACUUUAUUAUAACAACAAUAAUUGACUGUUCGUAUUGAUAAACUUUUCAAACACUAAGGAAAACUUUACUGUUUUAAAUUUAAAUUUCUGGAAGAAAAAUUUUGAUUCCUACCAUGUUCUCUACAAGGAAGAGUGCAGAAAAAAUUCUACAAUUUUACAAGAACGAGUUGCGUCGGCAAAUCAGCAAGACAACUAGUGUCACCAACUCCGAUUCCAUGGCGCCUCGGCUGGACCAGCAAAACAUCAAGACACAAAAUGAAGAAACGGGACCGAAGAGGUUGCUGAAGUUGCAGAAAUAUCACAGAUUCCUGUCGACCCUCACUCCUCAGCAAAUGCCACUAGCUGCCCGUGGACUGGCCGUCUCCAAAGACCAGUCCCGGGAGUUCAUGGCUUGCUUCCCGGACAUCGUGAGGGACCUCACUGAAACUGGCAAGCAUAUUGACGUGCCGGAAGCCAGCAAGUGGUUGGCCAAGCUGUUGCAGUACAAUGUCCCAAAUGGAAAGAAAAAUCGCGGCCUCGCGACUGUACUCGCUUACAAAAUGCUUGAAUCACAAGAAAACUUGACACCAGAAAACAUUCAUUUAGCUAAUAUAAUGGGAUGGUGCACUGAAAUGUUUCAUACAUACCAACUCAUACUUAACGAUAUAAUGGAGGGUUCGGAAAUGCGUCGCGGCGUGCCUUGCUGGUACCGACAGCCCAACGUCGGCCUCGGCGGCGUCAAUGAUGCGAGUAUGAUGCACUCUGCGAUGUAUUCAACCCUUAAACGUUACUUUUCGAACAAGCCCUACUACAAGAACGUUAUGGAGAUGUUCAAUGAGAUGCUGUUGAAAUGCGCAAUCGGACAACACUUGACUAGACUCAUGACGAAAACGGACAAACCAGACUUGUCACAGUUCACAAUGGAGAAGUAUGAAGCGAUCACGAAGUACAGGACAUCGUACUAUACAUUCCAAAUGCCAGUCGGUCUCGCUCUCCUCAUGACCGGAGUGGACGACCCCGAGACACACAGACAAGCAAAGACCAUUUUAUUGGAAAUGGGAGAAUUUUUCCAAAUUCAAGACGACUUCCUCGACUGCUUUGGAGAUCCAGCAGUAAUUGGCAAAAACGGAACAGACAUUCAAGAAGGAAAGUGUACUUGGUUGGCAGUUGUCGCGCUCCAGAGGGCGACCCCAGCGCAACGCCAGCUCAUGGAGGACCACUAUGGAAGCUCAAAACCUGAAGACGUUCAAAAAAUCAAAGACCUAUACGAAGAGCUUCAGUUACCCCACACGUACUCGGUCUACGAAGAAGCUACUUACGAUCUCCUUAGAACACAAAUACAGCAAGUCACGAGAGGACUCCCGCAUGACUUAUUUUUCAAAAUUCUCGACAACAUCUUUAGGCGAAGUAUUUAAAUAAUAUUUAAAAGUGAUACUAUUACUAACAUAGGAUUAUAUUUGAAUUUAGAAUUUCUAUGAUAAGAGUGUCGUAGAUUAUUCAUGGGAUUAGCUCUUUGAAAAAAUAUUGCUGAGAUUAAUAUUGUACUUCGAAUAUAAAGUUUUUGUAAAUUGGUGUAUACAUAUUUUAUGCCUGUAUAACUACUUCUUCUAAUGAAAGAGCAGCCCCAUCAGUAUUAUAAGGUCUGACAAAUUUUAUAUUACGUCUUCACUGAAUUUAUGUUAGUUGAUUUGCUUACAAAUUUAUUGAUCAUUAAUGGAAUGGGCUUUAUUUAUUUAUGAAAGUUGCAACAUAUAAUAAACAAUAUUUGAAUUUGCCGUAAAACACAAAACUCCAAAAAAAAACAGUAUAAGGCGUAUUUUUAAUUUAUAGUGGUAUAACUACUUUAUAAUGAUAUAUAUAUAUAAGUGAUAUGUGAUUAAAAACAAGAAAAAAAUGUGUAUUUAAUCAUCUUUACAUCCAUUUUAUUUUUAAUUAUAAAUAUUUAUAGCUUAACAUUUUCAAACAUCACUU
Vanessa tameamea is the source of this 2028-nucleotide messenger RNA. It is a transcript of the gene Fps, whose product is annotated as farnesyl pyrophosphate synthase-like. Gene Ontology annotation, biological process: trans, trans-farnesyl diphosphate biosynthetic process. The transcript has 6 exons. Gene Ontology annotation, cellular component: cytoplasm. The record is from RefSeq and is a predicted model, not a curated record. Gene Ontology annotation, molecular function: (2E,6E)-farnesyl diphosphate synthase activity; dimethylallyltranstransferase activity. Lineage: Eukaryota; Metazoa; Arthropoda; Insecta; Lepidoptera; Nymphalidae. Bases 192 to 1472 code for a protein of 426 amino acids.